AUGGCUUUGGCAAACUUCACGGUCCCCGUUGCCAAUGUGGAAAGUCCAGCUAUAGUUACGACUUCUUCAAUACCUCUGAGAGUAGACCUUGACGACUUAUUAUACUCUCCAGAGGAACAACAAGCAGAAUAUGCUUCGCAAUAUACUGGCAAUGAGCCGUUCCUACCGCCAUCAAAUCAGCAACAGAAAAGACCGAAAGUUCGAAAACGUGCUGGCACAGCUUACUUACCACCUCCUAAUCAAUUCACGCAAUACCCACGUCAAAAUGAGGUGCCAUUAAACCCUUUCAACAGCCCACUACAGGUGCCGUUAUAUCAGAACUCAAGGCUCGACGUACAAGGGCCCAACCAAAGGGUUCAAGGUGGUGGUCAAUAUGACAAUAAUGGUCAGUACAUCCAUGAUCCUACUGGCGAUUACGAUUACGAACAAAGAAGGAUAGGUAAAACUGGAACACAGAUUCCAACAUACCCGGGUUAUGCGGACUUACCAUAUCAACCAACCAAUAACCAGGGGCAAACAUCUAGUCGAUUCGAUGGAAACUCGAAUAAAAACUACAAUUUCGGUCCUGUGACAACUGCAGCGCCGUCAAUCUCACGGAAGCAAAAUGAGGCUGGGAAAAGGGUUAGUAAUAGUGGUAUUACUCCCCCGGAUACACCAAGAGGCUUUACCAAAGUUGAGACGGGGACAGGAGGCAAUACACAGCUUCACGCCGUCUUAGACUACGACGAUGAUGACUAUUACGAAGAUGAUAGCUCGGGUAAGGCAAUUAUUUCACAAUAUAAUAUAAUAUUAACAGUUAUUCACGGUUAA
Pieris macdunnoughi is the source of this 810-nucleotide messenger RNA. Lineage: Eukaryota; Metazoa; Arthropoda; Insecta; Lepidoptera; Pieridae. The record is from the annotation of a GenBank genome assembly.